Cylindrotheca closterium is the source of this 1740-nucleotide messenger RNA. The record is from the annotation of a GenBank genome assembly. Lineage: Eukaryota; Bacillariophyta; Bacillariophyceae; Bacillariales; Bacillariaceae.
AUGGCAAAGUCAAACAAGAGGCGUACGCAAGAAGCCCCUGGGAGGGUAAGUGUAGAGGCCAAAAGGGCCAGAAAGCCGAUUGUUGAAGAGUUGGCAAAAUGGCUCAUUGAUCUUCAAGCCAAAAGUCAUUCCCAUAAGGAGAUUUAUGGUGAGUUCGGAGCUAUGGUGAAGGAAAAGCAGAAUGUGUACGAAUGGUUGACCAAGGAUAUGGUGAGAAGCAAGAAGAAAAGAAUCCUUGCAGAGCAGAAGAAGAAGGCAACCGCCACAGGAAGUCAACAGGAGGAGCACGCCAAGGAAGUGGGCCGCAGAAAGGGGUCAACCAAGGAAGCUGCCAAGGAUUUGUCGCAGAAAAAAGUGAAGGCAAAAGUGAUGCUUCAAGAACGCUAUGCUACAGCCAAGGCUGCAAGUGAACAAAGAGUAGCACCUGGUACCUUUGACAAAUUGCAUGAUGAGGUAUUAGAAGAGCUAGAACUUAACGGAAUCGGGUUCUCGAUUUCAAAGAACACUAUCAAGCAUAGAGUCCGGAAAAACAUUACUGCAACCAAACCAGGGCCUGUUUCCCCAGCAGCUGCAAUUGAGCCAUUGCUCCUGACUAUUAUUCAAUACAGAUUACAGGCAGGACAGCCAUUGACCCAACCGGAAACAAUUGCAUUUGCCAAUUCUCUUAUACAAGGAUCAGAAGUUGAAGAGUCGCUCAUAGACUUUCAUAGAGCUUGCGGAUCCAAACCAACCCAGACUCUGGGCAAGAGAUGGUUCAAAGGAUUUAUGAGAAGACACGAAGACAUCUUGAAAACUGGCAGAGGAAGUAAGCAGGACAGAGCAAGGAAGGAAUGGACAACAUAUGAGAAUGUCCAACAAAUGUAUACAUUAGUGUAUGAGCAAAUGGUGAAAGCGGGAAUCGCGGAGCAGUUACCGGAAAGUGAACACUAUUGGGUUGACAAAGAGGGGCAGAUUGUUGAUUCUGAGGACAAGGCGGCUGGCCACAAGUGCACCAUCAGGCUCACACAUCCUGAGUAUUUGUUGUUUGGAGACGAAGUGGGAACGGAUACUGCCCAGGACCAAGAUGGGCACAAUGGUGGUGAGACGUACAUCAAAUUUGCGGAUGGUACAAAGGUAGAACUGCUGAGUACAAAAGCAACUGGUCGGUUCACUGUGAUGGGUCUGACUGCUGCAUCUGGAGAUCCAGUGAUGUGUAUUGUCAUUAUUGCUGGCAAAGAAUUGGGUGUUCAAGAUUACAUGGGAUUUGACCACCAGGCAGAAUCACCAUAUGACGGGAGCAAGACCCUGGAAGAGAACGCUGGUCCUGGAAUGGCGCUUCCAGAAGCUCCAGAAUGUGUCUUCAGAGGAAAGAAAGUGCCUGGGAUGAUUGCUGUGUCUCCCAAAGGAUCAAUGACUUCCGACAUUCUCAAGAAAGCACUGAAGACACUAGAUGAUCUUGGCGUCUAUCCACGGACACUAAACGGACCAACGCCAAUGUGUCUCUUUGACGGUCAUGACAGCCGCCUUCAAAUCCCCUUCCUUGAAUACAUCAACAGUUAUGAUCCGUUUGGAAAACCCAUGUGGAGAGUGUGCAUCGGACUGCCAAACGGUACUGCAAAAUGGCAGGUCGGUGAUUCGGUACAGCAAAACGGAUCAUUCAAAAUGGCAAUGACAAGAGAGAAAAGGACAUUGGUCGCUCACAAGAACAGGUACAUGUUUGCAAGCAUUGACAUCAAGCAUUCGGAUAGUGAACCAGCCUAG